AUGACUGCUUCAGCGCUUGCUGUCAUAACAGCCGCAGUUCAAUCAACAAAAUCAUUAUACGGUGCUGUCUCACGCUACAGAGGUCGUGACAAAACCCUCGGAAGGCUGCAAGAUGAGCUUCAAGACCUCACAAAAAUCCUGGAGUCCUUGGCGCGUGUCAUUGACGAGGAAAUUACAAUGUUGGAGCUCCUGCAGAGUCCAAUCGACCGAUGCAGCAGAGUUUGUCGAGAGUUCGAAGAGUCGAUGGAGUCUUUUUGGCGAAAGUCGAAAACAAGCAUUCGAGACUGGACUAAAAUGGAAUUCAUGAGAGGAGACAUCAACGAAUUCAUCGAAAUGAUAUCUGGCUACAAGUCUACAAUUUCUGUGGGCUUAGGUACCGUUAACAUGUUUGUCACCUUGCCUAAUUCUCGAGGUUUCGCUAACGUGUCCCCAAGACAUGCCGCCAAAAUAUCCCAGGACGUCCUCAAGCAAUACAAUGAGAUGAUUCAGGAUACAGUCUAUAAUCUCGAGCUGCAUCUGCAACGAAUCGACGAGAAAGUGGAACGAUUUAACAUCAACAGCGCAGGUUCUUCUGAUUUAACAGUGGAUUUAAACGACGAACGCGAGGUUACCAAGCAGUGUCUUCGUGUUUGCGAAGACGCGAGACAUUGCAUCGAAUCCAUAGGAAUCCGAGAAUUUUCUCUUUUGCAAGACCGAUCACAAAAUAACGCAGAAGAUGAUGGAGACAAACGCUUCCAAGCGCAACUACUCACACGUCAAGCUUUGGAUGAGAAUCGUGAUAGCUUCUCAUUGAUCAUAAGUCAGCUCCGGAAUCGUCUGGAGAGCUUGAUCUUGAAAAACGACCCUAGCGAUGAGAAAGAGAGGGCUCGUCUACAAGAAGAUAUCAAUAGUUCUAAGCAGUGCUUAGAGGUAUGCAGAGUUGCAAGUGAAGUGUCAAAUCAGAAAACAUACAGAAUUGGAGAGGUGAUUGCGGAGGGCGACAGCGAUCAAGUAGUAGUGACUACUUUGGCUGAUCUGUUCGACAUCAAAAGAGCUGUUUCUCAGGGUAAUUCAGCACAAUUAGUCGGAUCAAUGACGGAUGAGGCACUUCGUCAUCUGACUGAAAGACGUUACAGCAGUCGGUUUGGCUCACAUACCCAAAAGUCCGCCCCUGCUGGAUCUUCUACCUCUGAUUUGCCUUCGAUUAACAAGACAAAAAACCAGCCGACCGGUCUUUGUCCCCGAAACAAGCCAUGGCGAGCAAUCUGCGGAGUUGAAAGGAAAAUAUGGCAGACCGAGCUCGAAUGA
Messenger RNA from Penicillium cosmopolitanum, 1287 nucleotides. RefSeq lists its product as uncharacterized. The transcript has a single exon. Lineage: Eukaryota; Fungi; Ascomycota; Eurotiomycetes; Eurotiales; Aspergillaceae. The coding region runs from base 1 to 1287 and encodes 428 amino acids. The record is from RefSeq and is a predicted model, not a curated record.